CCAAUUCUUAAAGUUUUUCAUUGACUUUUAGAUAGAGCUUUUAAACUAACUUACCUGGUCCAGGGCAAGCUCCAGCCAUGGAUCGUCGCACCACUUUCUUCGCGCUCGCGAUGAUCUUGAUCUCUUCACUCGCCGGCGCCACCGCACAACAGUUCUCCUCCUCCUGCGGCACGAGAUGCGACUCUACGCGCGAUUGUUCUGGCGGCCUCGUUUGCAAUCCUAUUAGCAAGACCUGCGAUGGCGAUCCAUCAGCUAGCACUCUUUCCUGCCCAAUUCUCGGCUGCGAGCCCGCCCAGACCUUCGUCUACUCGAAUGCCACCGCCCACAACCCAGCACUUUGCUUCGACAACACCACCUACCAGUUCUUCAAUUGCUCGCCGCAAGAACAGCCUCGCAAUUUCGCGGCAUUCUACUUCAUCGAGCUGGAGGAGUCCCCUACGAGUUGCAAUCGCUCGACGCCGCCAAGGAAUUCGGAGCUCCUGGCGUCCAUGUCCACGGGGUGGUUCGCCAAUGGAUCGUCGUGCCACAGAGAGAUCGUGAUCACGGCGGAGAAUGGGCUGAGCGUGACGGCGACAGUGAUCGACCAGUGUGGAUCGAACAUCGGGUGUACCGCAGACACUGGAUUCUAUGGGCCGUGCUCGCCCAGAUCGCUGGGAGGGACGAGAGCGGUGUGGGAAGCGCUGGGGCAGACCUACUUUGAUAAUGUGUUGGCGGUCACUUGGAGCUGGAAGGGCGAGGAUUCCAACCUGAGAGAUCGCAAUAUCGCCAUUGCCGUGGUUUCCAGUGGAGCGAUCGUCGUCUUGGCGCUCCUAGGGCUAGUGUGGUGGAAGUUCUUGCGACGCUCAUCCAAUGCUGCCGUGAGGGAGCGGCCGCUCGAUCUCGGCAACCUCGCGGAUUUGCCACGGCAAUUCAAGUACCAGGAGGUGUAUCGAGCGACCAAGGGAUUCCAGAGCAAGGUGGGACAAGGAGGAUUUGCGAGUGUGUUCAAGGGAACGUUGCCCGGCGGGGAGAUUGUGGCAGUCAAGAGGAUCGGAGGUGGAGUGCGGCAGAGGGACAAGCAAUUCAAGGCGGAGGUGAUGUCGAUUGGCAGCAUCCAUCACCUCAAUCUGGUCAAGCUGGUUGGAUUUUGCCUGCAUUCUCCACACAACUUGCUCGUCUACGAGUUCCUCCCGAAUGGCUCGCUAGAUGGAUGGAUUUUCGCCAAGGAGAAAUGCCUGUCCUGGGGAUCCAGGCUCUCCAUCGCGCUCGACGUUGCCCGGGGGCUCGCCUAUCUCCACGAAGGAUGCCGCGAGAAGGUACUCCAUCUAGACAUCAAGCCCCAGAACAUCCUCCUGGACGAGAAGAUGGGCGCCAAGAUCGCCGACUUUGGGUUCUCCAAGCUCAUCGACAAGGACGAGAGUCACGUCGUGACGGUCAUGCGAGGCACGGUGGGAUACAUGGCUCCCGAGUGGCUCCACUCUCGAGUCACGGAGAAGACUGACGUCUAUAGCUUUGGGGUCGUCCUUCUCGAGCUCGUUUGCGGCAUGAAGGCCGUGGAGUGUUCCUCGGGCUCGGGCUCACAGAUGGACGUCGUGUUCCUCGGACAAACCGCUUUCAACAAGCUGGACAGUGGAAACUCGAUGGACUUGGUGGACGAUCGGCUGCUCAAAGCCGAGGAUGGUGGUGGUUUCUCCUUGACUGGCUUUGAGAACAUCCUCCGGAUCGGGUUAUGGUGUACGCAGGAGGAUCCCUUGCAGCGACCAACGAUGUCUGUGGUGGUGAAGAUGCUCGAGGGUGCCAUGGAUGUGUUGGCAUUCCCUCAGCUGGAGAGACCCGCUGCACAGGCUUCUCCACUCCUGGCGAGCUCGGGGCAAUUCUCCAUCUCGGUCUCAGGAAGAGAUCGUCUCAACUCUCGGAUGGAGCUCGAUAAAAGCUAGCGUGUCAGCUUUCGAGUGUUUGGCCUGGAUGAAUGGAGUGUUUUGCUUUCCUGCUAGAAUUCUUUGACCUUCGCUCGCGUGAUCUUUCUCUUCUCUACUUUCUUUAUUCUUGGCUAGUUAAUGGAGCCACAGUUAUAUCGGA
This is a messenger RNA of Selaginella moellendorffii, 2058 nucleotides long. Its product is annotated as G-type lectin S-receptor-like serine/threonine-protein kinase SD2-5. The record is from RefSeq and is a predicted model, not a curated record. Gene Ontology annotation, biological process: protein phosphorylation. The coding region runs from base 78 to 1916 and encodes 612 amino acids. The transcript has a single exon. Gene Ontology annotation, molecular function: ATP binding; protein kinase activity. NCBI's taxonomy places the organism in Eukaryota, Viridiplantae, Streptophyta, Lycopodiopsida, Selaginellales, Selaginellaceae.